AUGCUGCACGAGGACGGGCACACCUUUGUGGCCGAGGAGGGGCCCUACUCGGCGUCCACGUCAAACCUGCCGGUGCUGCAGAGGGCGGGCGGAGCCCAUACGGAAUGGUUUGAGCCUCCAGUCGGCCCCAUCCUGCCGCUCUUGCGCCGCCAGCUGGACGGCUACACUUUCAGGCAGCUGCCGCGCUUCAUCGACGAGGUCAACGGCAAGAUCGACAUUGUGCAGUCCAUGGCCAUCCUGCGCCACGUAGCGCGCAAGUUUUCCCUCUACGGCGGCGACGAGGAGGAGUCGGCCUUUGUCGACAUGGUCGUGGAGGGUGUGCAGGACUUGAGGGCCAAGCUGAAGGCUUACUGGGUCAAUAAGGGCGCCCCAAACGCUACUGCUGACUACGUCGCCACUUCGCUCGCGUCCGAGUCCGAUGUGGUCUCGGAGGGCUUCCCUCUGAAGGGCCCGGGGCUGGCCUGCCUCGAGCGCCUGGCGGUGGACAAUGCAGACGAUGGCCCGUGGCUUGGGGGCUGCUCUAAACUGACCAUCGCUGACAUCACCGCCUUCGACCUGGUGGAUAUACACCUGGCAUUGCCCGACCUGUCAGGGGUCGUGAAGAAGCGCUUCCCGGCGCUUGUGGCGCACCACCGCCGCGUCGCUGGCCACGCAGGCAUCAAGGAGUACCUGGCAUCAGACAACCGCCACCAGUACAUCUUUGCUGACGACUGGAGACGCACCCACUUGAAGGUGCAGGAGUAG
This is a messenger RNA of Monoraphidium neglectum, 744 nucleotides long. RefSeq lists its product as hypothetical. The transcript has 10 exons. Gene Ontology annotation, biological process: glutathione metabolic process. Bases 1 to 744 code for a protein of 247 amino acids. Lineage: Eukaryota; Viridiplantae; Chlorophyta; Chlorophyceae; Sphaeropleales; Selenastraceae. Gene Ontology annotation, molecular function: glutathione transferase activity. The record is from RefSeq and is a predicted model, not a curated record.